Messenger RNA from Prunus armeniaca (apricot), 747 nucleotides. The record is from the annotation of a GenBank genome assembly. NCBI's taxonomy places the organism in Eukaryota, Viridiplantae, Streptophyta, Magnoliopsida, Rosales, Rosaceae.
AUGCCUAAAACCGAAAUUACACAUAUAUAUAACCCUAUAUAUAAUAGGCACUUCUGUUCCCCUGGAUAUGGUUGGUUGGCCAUUGUAGAUUGUUAUUAUCAUUAUCAGGGAGGCAACAGACACCACGAAGUCAUUAUAACUCUCUCGAACCCUUUCAACAAUAGCAAAGCAGUGCCGCCGUCCCACAUCAGUCUCCCUCCCUUGGAAUCAAAAGACAUCCUAUUCGCCCUGUCCUCCGGGAGGGAAGUCGAGACCCGCGCAAAGGUUAUGUUGUCCGCUGAUCCAGCUUUGAAUCCGGACAGUUAUGCGGUUAUAGCAUUCUUCCCUGGUGACUUCCAUAUUUUUUACACUGGAGCAAGAUUCACUGAAGAGGGACGAAGUAUUUGGCGCAACCAUCGAAAUGCAUCAUUUCAGUUUUAUGACGCUAUUUUUUACAAAGGCCUCGUCUAUGCAGCUGAUCACGUUCGUGGGUCGAUUCACUCGUUCGACCUUAAUUUGAUGGAGGAGGAAUUUGACUACUCACGCACAUGUUUUCCAGCACAACCUUAUUAUGAUAUGUUCGAACACCAUCCCUUUUGUCCACCAUAUGUUGUGAAAUCAACCAAAGGGGACCUGUUACAUGUUGUAAGAUUUUGUGAAUUGAAGAAAGAAGAUGGCUCCUCCUCGUCCUCAUCCCGUGGGGAGUACAUCACCAUGCACUUUAUGGUUUUCAAGGUACCACCAUUCAACGAUGAAGAAUGCGAAUAG